This is a messenger RNA of Trachemys scripta elegans, 14334 nucleotides long. RefSeq names its product microtubule associated monooxygenase, calponin and LIM domain containing 3 (gene MICAL3). NCBI's taxonomy places the organism in Eukaryota, Metazoa, Chordata, Testudines, Emydidae. Gene Ontology annotation, molecular function: FAD binding; protein binding. The record is from RefSeq and is a predicted model, not a curated record. Bases 344 to 7225 code for a protein of 2293 amino acids. The transcript has 43 exons.
CACCCCAGAUUCCAGUUGUUUUAACGAUCCUGUGCCCACUGCGAUAGAAUGAAACGGGUUGUGCAGAGUUUCCAAAGAUGAGCCUGUGCAGAAUCGGAGUUUGAGCAGAGGAGUGGGGAGAGGGCCUUCAUUUGGAGAUGAGAGGCUACUGAAUUGUGAGCACUCUACCUGUCAGGGAGGAAUUUAAUUCGUGAGAAGGAAGCAUCUAUUACAGUCCUGCUCUAUUAAUAAUGCUGGUGGGCUAGAGGUGGAAGUGGCUAGGCAGAGCAACGUCAGGAAGGCCACCAGACUGGAAGAGCACAGCUGACCCCACACCAGCUAGGGCAGCUGUUGAGUGAGAAGCAUGGAGGAAAGCAGGAAUGAGAAGGUGAACCAAGCCCACAUUCUCUUCGACAGAUUUGUCCAGGCCACAACCUGUAAGGGGACUCUGAAAGCUUUCCAAGAGCUUUGUGACUACCUAGAGCUAAAGCCCAAGGACUAUCGUUCUUUCUAUCAUAAACUCAAGUCCAAGCUCAACUACUGGAAAGCCAAAGCCCUCUGGGCCAAGAUAGACAAGAGAGGCACCCACAAAGACUACAAGAAGGGGAAAGCAUGCGCCAACACGAAGUGUCUCAUAAUUGGGGCUGGACCCUGUGGCCUUCGUACAGCCAUCGACCUGUCCUUACUAGGAGCCAAGGUGGUGGUCAUAGAAAAGCGGGAUGCCUUCUCUCGCAACAAUGUGCUGCACCUGUGGCCAUUCACCAUACACGACUUGCGGGGCCUUGGCGCCAAAAAAUUCUACGGCAAGUUCUGCGCAGGAGCCAUCGAUCACAUCAGUAUCCGUCAGCUCCAGCUCAUCCUCUUGAAGGUUGCCUUGAUCUUGGGAAUAGAGAUCCAUGUCAACGUGGAAUUCCAGGGGCUUGUCUAUCCCCCUGAGGACCAGGAGAAUGAGAGGAUAGGCUGGCGUGCACAGGUCCACCCGAAAACACACCCGGUGUCAGAGUACGAAUUUGAAGUGGUCAUUGGAGGAGAUGGCAGGAGGAACACUUUAGAAGGGUUUCGUCGGAAGGAGUUCCGUGGUAAGCUGGCAAUUGCUAUCACAGCAAACUUCAUCAAUCGCAACACCACAGCCGAAGCCAAAGUGGAGGAGAUCAGUGGCGUGGCCUUCAUAUUUAACCAGAAGUUCUUCCAGGAUCUGCGAGAAGCCACAGGUAUUGACUUGGAGAACAUUGUCUACUACAAAGAUGACACUCACUACUUCGUCAUGACUGCCAAAAAGCAGAGUUUGCUGGACAAAGGGGUGAUACUGCAUGACUACGCGGACACAGAGCUGUUACUCUCACGGGAGAAUGUGGACCAGGAGGCUUUGCUCAACUAUGCCAGGGAAGCAGCUGACUUUUCUACCAAUCAACAGCUGCCAUCACUGGACUUUGCCAUCAAUCACUAUGGGCAACCUGAUGUGGCCAUGUUUGACUUCACAUGUAUGUACGCAUCAGAGAAUGCAGCGAUGGUGCGAGAGCAGAAUGGUCACCAGUUGCUCGUGGCACUGGUUGGGGACAGUCUGUUAGAGCCAUUCUGGCCGAUGGGAACUGGAAUAGCCAGGGGCUUUCUGGCUGCCAUGGAUUCUGCUUGGAUGGUACGAAGCUGGUCUCAGGGAACUAGCCCUUUGGAGGUCCUCGCAGAGAGGGAAAGCAUUUACAGGCUGCUGCCUCAGACCACCCCUGAGAAUGUGAGUAAAAACUUCAGCCAAUACAGCAUCGAUCCUGUCACCCGGUAUCCCAAUAUCAACGUCAACUUCCUGCGGCCAAACCAGGUGCGCCACUUGUAUGAUACAGGAGACCUGAAAGACAUUCAUCUGGAAAUAGAGAACUUGGUGAACUCCAGGACACCAAAGCUGACGCGGAAUGAGUCUGUAGCUCGUUCCAGCAAACUGCUUGGUUGGUGCCAAAGGCAGACUGAUGGGUAUGCUGGUGUGAAUGUAACAGAUCUUACAAUGUCAUGGAAGAGUGGCCUAGCCUUGUGUGCUAUUAUCCACAGAUACCGUCCUGACUUGAUAGACUUUGAUUCUCUAGAUGAACGCAACGUGGAGAAGAAUAACCAGCUGGCAUUUGACAUUGCUGAAAAGGAGUUUGGAAUCUCUCCUAUCAUGACUGGAAAGGAAAUGGCAUCUGUUGGGGAGCCAGACAAGUUGUCCAUGGUGAUGUACCUCACACAGUUCUAUGAGAUGUUCAAGGAUUCCAUCCCUUCCAGUGAGACUCUGGAUCUGAACGCAGAAGAGAAAGCUGCGCUGAUUGCCAGUACCAAGUCUCCAAUCUCUUUUCUUAGCAAACUGGGGCAGAGCAUCUCAAGGAAACGAACUCCAAAGGAUAAAAAGGAGAAGGAACUGGAUGGUGCAGGAAAGAGGAGAAAGACCAGCCAGUCAGAGGAUGAGGAAGCCCCCCGAAGCUACAGGGAGGAGAGGCCCACACUUGUGAGCGCCCUGACAGAAAGGAGAAUUGAUGCUGCCAUCGGGAACCAGAACAAGGUGAAGUCCAUGGCAACCCAGCUGCUGGCCAAAUUCGAGGAGAAUGCACCAGUGCAGUCCACAGGCUUACGGAGACAGGAACGUGUUCACAACCAGCUAUCCUGCAGACAGCGAGAGCAGGGCCGCCUUGCUCCCAUGCCUCAGUGGAAACAGCUGAGGACUAAGGAGCGUUCACGGACCUGCCCUAAAAAAGUGAUCACGCUCUCUCCUUCCUCUUCUCCACCUUCCUCUCCAUGGUAUCCCAGCCAGCAGACAAACAGGGAGCCUGGUGCUGACCCCCCUGGGGAGCAGAGUCCCAGACAGGAAAGGAGCUCUCCUCAGGUUUUUUUUGGUGACCAAGUGCCUGAGCAAGCACUGAAUGUUGAGCAGAGGGCAUGCCAACUGGCUGCCCUCCUGGAGCCGAGGCCGACAAUCAGGCAUCAGCCAGAGACUGAACCGUCUCGUCGAUUCUUUGUUGACCAGUGGGAGCGCUCCCUUAGCCUCCGCACUUCCAACCGCCCUUCUUCACCCUCAUCUGACUCCCUUCGACAGAAGUAUAUAAAGAUGUACACAGGCGGAGUGAGCUCAUUGGCUGAGCAGAUAGCCAAUCAGCUUCAAAGGAAAGAACAGCCUAAAACCCUUCUAGACAAGAAGGAACUGGGCUCACUCAAGAAGGAGUUCCCCCAGAAUUUGGGAGGCAGUGAUGUCUGUUACUUCUGCCGCAAGCGGGUCUACGUGAUGGAAAGGCUGAGUGCUGAAGGCAAGUUCUUCCACCGCAGCUGCUUCAAGUGCGAAUACUGCGCCACCACCCUGCGCUUAUCAUGUUACGCCUACGACAUUGAAGAUGGUAAAUUCUACUGUAAACCUCACUACUGUUACCGACUCUCUGGUUAUGCUCAAAGGAAGAGACCAGCAGUGGGUCCUCUGUCAGGAAAGGACAACAAAGGAUCCCUGCAGGAAGCCAUGGCAGCUGAAGCAAGUGGACGGGCAAAUUCCAUAGCCAUUUCGGCAGAGAGGACUCCAGGUCCUAAUGUCAAUGGAUUGGAGGAGCCCAGCCUGGCCAAGAGGCUGCGUGGCACGCCUGAGCGCAUUGAGCUGGAGAAUUACCGGCUGUCACUGCAGCAGGAAGAGGAACUGGAAGAGGUUCCCGAGGAGACACUGGCAGAGCAUAACCUGAGCAGUGUACUAGACAAAAGAACAGAAGAGGAUGUGCCCAGCAGUAGUUCAGAAUCCGAAAUGGAGGAAGAGGAGGAGGAGGAGGAGGAAGAGGAGGAAGCGGGGCAGCCACAGCUGCCCACCUCAGACCUGGGAGGUGUGCCAUGGAAAGAGGCUGUGCGAAUCCAUGCCCUUUUGAAGGGAAAGAACGAGGAAGAGCCUGAAAGUCAGAAAAACCACGAGGCUGAAGACCAGGAAGAGGAAGAAGAGGAGGACGAAGAGUCUAGUGAAGAGGGAGAGUAUUACCCUUGGGCAAGAGAGCUCCAGCAAGGCCUCUGGCUUCAACGUCUCUCAAAUGAAGAGGACACGGGUACUUUUAAAGCUGGAAACCUGAGGCUACAGCAGAUUGUAAAUCCGAUUGAUCCCCUGGAGAUCCUGGCAGAUGUGCACUGGACACACAUCCGCGAGAAAGAGGAGGAGGAAAAAAUGGUCCCAAUUUCAAAGUCCUCCACCUCCAGAGCAUCCGACCUUCCCUCCGUACGCCGUGAGGCGGUGCAGGCAUGGCUGGAGACGGUCUCUGGAGCCCCAUUUGAGGAGAAUGAAGUGGAGGAUGAGGUGGGCACAGAACCAGCAGAUACAGAAGGGGAAGCAGGCGAAGAUGGAGACACAGGUGCAGAGCUGGAUGAUGAUCAAAGAUGGUCAGAUGACACCCCAUCUGAAGCAGAAGAUGAGUGUCACUUACCUCAAGGGGACAUGGAAGAGCCAGAAUUGAAAGUCUCUGAGGAUGAGGGUGAGCGAGAGGCUGCUGCUCCCUGCAGUCUGACAGAUGAUCCAUGCAAACCCUCUACCCCCAUCUGGUCACCCAAUGAGACCGCUGUUCCUCUGUCCCCAGUUGGUAGUCCCAGUGCAGAACAAACAGAGAAGGUAGAGGAUCCCCUCACGGCACUGCCCUGCAUGGACAAAUCUCCAGAGACACACUUUUUUCCUGAACCAUUCCUCCUUGAAGAAAGUCCAAAAGAUGAAAUCCUUGAAGAUCAGAAAGUUAAAAGCCCUUCUGUCUCUCUCUCUCCAAUACGGUCCCAACCAGUUGCAUUGCCAGAAGCCAUCACACCUACAUCACCAGUGCAGUCUCAGACAGCAACACCUAUGUUGGCUUCAUCUUCCCCCUCUGCCCAGUUGCCUAUCUGUUCCCAGCCUUUGCCGUCUGCUGAAGCAUCCAUUCCAUCUCCAGUGGAACCUCCAGUGUGCUUUCAGCCUGUACCAGCCUUAACAUCCACCCCUCUGGCCCAACUUGCCCUGAAGAGCCAAGAUAAUGAGGUGGAAAAAUUGGGGAGCCCUACUACUGCAGAAGAAGCCCUGAAACGGAAUAACCUCGUAGAGGAGUUCUGGAUGAAGAGUGCUGAAAUCCGGAGGAGUCUGGGGCUCACUCCAGUGAACAGAAGCAAAGGGUCAGAGCCUAGCUUCACUGUCUCAGCCCUUGAGUCAGCUCCGCUGAGUGUUUCAGAGGAGGGGAUCCAUCUUCUAAAACCCCAGCCUGCCCCAAGAAGGCUGAUCAUGUCCAAACUAAACAGUGAGCAGAUGUCUCUGCUGACUCCAAAAUCUCCCUCGGACAAAGAGCUGAAGAGUUCCAAUGAAGUAAAGAGAGACUUAUCCAGCAGCUCUGGAUUGGGUCUGCAUGGGAGCUCAUCCAACAUGAGGACAUUGGCCAGCCAGAGCUUCAAUACUUCUGACUCCACUAUGCUCACUCCACCAUCAAGCCCUCCCCCACCACCUCCUCAAAAUGAAGCACCAGCAACUUUGCGUAGAAAGAGGCAUCAGACAAUUUGGCAGAAUGAGUCGGAGUCUAAACCAGCACCAGCACCGACACCUCCUGCACCCUCACCUUAUGAGCACAACCCGCCUGCCAAAGAGUCAACCCAGGCCUCAAAAGAAGAGGUGCGGAAGUCAUUUGUGGAGAGUGUGGAUGAGAUUCCAUUUGCUGAUGAUGUGGAAGACACUUACGAUGAGAGAACUGAGGAUACAAGUCUUCAUGAGAAGUUCUUUACACCCCCUACCAGUAGGCCAAGGCCAGAGAAGCCUCUUCACCUGCCAUUGGUCAAAGAGAAUGGUGGACCACCAUCAAUGGAAGGAGGAGCGAACCAAAGAAAGAGAGUGCUGCCUCAAAUCUCUCCAGAAGCCAAGGAGCUAGCUGAGGAAAGAAUGAAAGCCAGAGAGAAAUCUGUAAAGAGUCAGGCAUUGCGGGAUGCCAUGGCUAAGCAGUUGUGUAAGAUGAAAGAUCUUGAGGCCGCUGCAGCUGCUGGGGCCACCAAGGCACGAAAAGCCUCCUCCAUGCCUUCGAAGCCCAAAGAGAGGGUUUUUGAGUCCUCAACGCGUUUGGCCAUGAAAGUAGCAGAGGGCCCCACACUGAAACAUGAUGCUGCUAAUGAAAGGUUCCUCUCCCCCCCUGCUGACGUUGCUGGGCCCGAAGGGUCCGUCACCUCCUCAGAGGGCUCCAGUGGGAAAAGUAAGAAAAGGACUUCUCUCUUCUCCCCUCGUAAGAACAAAAAGGAGAAGAAAUCCAAGAAUGACAGCCGGCUUUCUGACAAAUCCAGUGGCCUGGCUGAGGAAGCCACCAAGCCCAGAUCAUUGUGGAAGUCUGUCUUCUCUGGAUAUAAGAAAGACAAGAAGAAAAAGACUGAUGACAAAUCCUGCCCUAGCACUCCCUCAAGUGGUGCCACAGUGGACUCUGGGAAGCACAAGGUCUCUCCAAUGGUUAGAGCAGCAGAUUUGCAGCUCCGUCGACACUUGAGUUUCUCAGAGGACUCUGACCUCUCCAGUGAUGACGUUCUCGAACGAUCUUCUCAGAAAUCCAAGCGAGAGUCGAUUUAUGUACCACACGCCCUGGCAUUCAAGAGAUCAUAUUCGUCAAAGAGAGCCUACACUGAGGAGGAGCUGAACGCCAAACUGACCAGGCGAGUGCAGAAAGCUGCCCGGCGACAAGCCAAGCAGGAGGAACUAAAGAGGUUACACAGAGCCCAGAUCAUCCAACGGCAGCUGGAGCAGGUAGAAGAGAAACAGAGGCAGCUGGAGGAGAGGGGGGUUGCAGUGGAGAAGGCCCUUAGAGGAGAAGCAGACUAUUGGGGAGAGUCUUAUUACAGUGACCUCAUCGACUUGCAUCUGGGUGUUGAGCCCAAUGCCGGGACACCACGUCGUAGACCUCUCUCCUUCUGCCCUUGCUGUGCCCAUGAAGGCAUGGGAAAGAAGGAUGAUCCAAAGCUGAUGCAGGAGUGGUUCAAGCUGGUGCAGGAGAAGAAUGCUUUGGUGCGCUACGAGUCUGAGCUGAUGAUAUUUGCUCGAGAAUUGGAGCUGGAAGACAGGCAGAGCCGGUUACAGCAGGAACUCCGGGAGAGGAUGGCAGUGGAAGAUCACCUGAAAACAGAUGAGGAGCUGUCAGAAGAGAAGAGGAUCCUGAAUGAGAUGCUAGAAGUUGUGGAGCAGAGAGACUCUCUGGUGGCCCUCCUUGAGGAGCAGCGGCUUCGAGAAAAAGAGGAGGACAAGGACCUGGAAGCUGUUAUGCUGUCCAAGGGCUCUAGCUUGAACUGGUCCUGAGCUAACAUACUCACCUCUGCUGGUCUGUGCUAUCCAGUUGGCCUACGCUGAGUUUGCCAGAACUACCUGGAUUGAGAAAGCUUGAGGGGGAAACCUUGUUAAGGGUUCUGCAGCAUGCAGGAAUUCAGUUUGAAGCACCCAGAAGCCUUUUGAUAAGUGGGUUUGGUUCUAGAGGCUUGGGUCCCACACGUCGGCAAACCAAGCUGAAGACGAUGGCCUGAGAUUGCACAGUCUCCUUGGAGUCCUGUACAAGGGGCCAUUAGGAUUUGUGAUAUGAGGGGAAAGGGUAAAUUUUUUGUGGAGGGAUUUAUUACCUUUUAAUGGGGAAAAACCCUUAACCAAACUGGAUUUGCUGCAGUCUGAUCUCGCUCCCUUUUUCACUAUUAGCAUUUUUUAAUAAGAGGGAGAGAAAUGGCUACCCUCUCCUGAAAACCACAGCAGCCUGUAGCAGUCCUUGAGGGAGUUAACCAGCUAAAGGAGAGCUCCCGAAGCCCAGAGCAGCACCUUCUUUGUUUUAUUCUUCCUCCCCACCAAAGAAACAAACCUGAGGCGAGCAUUAUGCAUUUCUGGAUAGAGAAAACAUUGGUGGUGUGUUUGUUUGAAACCUCUUCUGUCCAUCCUGGCUUUUGAGGAGACAAGGGCCUCAGAGGACACACACACACUCUCUAUCAUACUCUCCAGAGUUAUGGUAGAAGAAGAGUAGAGAAAGAGUGGGGAAUUCUCCCCCACUUUGCUACACACUGGACAGAGAGCUACCGCUGGUCUCUUGUGUUCAUGGCCACUGUUCAAAGGCUAAUAAGUUUCUCUGGUUUGUUUUUUGUUGCGACCAUUUUGACACUGGAAAAUACUGACUUUGUGGGACAAUGGUAAGUGUUUAGAGGGGGUGGGGUCGUCAAACGGCAUUCCCUGGCUUUUAAACCCACAGAGGGAGCCACCUUUGGAUGAAACGUUGUUGAGACUCUUCAGUGUUUGUUUGGUUUUUUUCCCCUCUAUUUCAUUUUUGCACGUCAGAAAUGAAGCUUAAGACCUGCCUGGGCCCUCAGUAACCUUGACCCUUUUAUGUCAAUUAACUUAUUUUUUUAAUACUUGAAAGAAGAUUCAUUUUUGUACCUUUUAAGAAACAAAUGGACAAGUGAGUGAUGGGGAUGUGCCUGCUGCAUCCCACAACCUCUUCUUCUAUAUUACAGGACUCUUGUUACCUGUGGCUAUUUAUUAGUAAUGUUACUGUUACACUUCUUGGGUCGGGGAGGAGUGUGUGUUUUAACUCAAGGAGAGCAAGACACUACCGCAGAUUGGUCCCUGCUUUGCAUACAGGGCAGACUUCAUGGACUCACAUAUGCAUCCUGCCCUAGCCAAGUCCUUUUUAUGGUGAACUCCUGCACAUCCAUGGAGUUGUGAGAAUCCAGUAGUGUUCAUAACAGAUUUUCCCUCUAUAUCCCAGAUUCCCUCUCUCUGGACUAACAAACCUAUAAUUUAUUUGAAUACCAUUAAUAGUUUGUAACAAGAAAACCAGAAUUGUGACCUAAAAAUUAUCCCCCCACCAAGCUCUCCCUUCCACUUAGAGGGUGAACCCUACCAUUGUAAGAGCUGCCUAGAGUGACUUCCAGCAUAGCAAAUUAGGCACAAUUCUUUCUGCAUCUGCCAAAGCAGGCUCCUUUCUGCUCCACUCCCAGAGCUGCUGCCUUUGAUAGAGGAGGGUGCCCAUUGUACUCCUACUUGCAGUAGUGGGCAGGACAUACACUGAGCAAUCCAGCUACCAUGCUGGGAAAGACUCUGCAGUCUGUCACCAUUUGGCAGACUCCAAAAGUACACUACAUCCUUAACCCAUCCCACUGGGCAUAGGGUGUGAUGCCAGGCAUCCCUCUUAACUUUGAAUUUCCUAGCCGAGUUUGGUUUGUGUCACAUCCUAAGCAUGAUCCACUGUUAGUGUGUUUUUCUCUGGGGUUUAACAGCAAAGGAAGAUAGUUAAGCUUGCUUCCCCCGGUAUCUGAGAGCGAGUGUCCCAUUCCCAAACAAAUCCAUACAGCACCUUUGAGAUUGCUGAUGCCAUAGCCUGGAGGACAGGCUGGUGGUGGAACAGAUACACAAACAGUGGGGUCCUUCUCAUUUAAUCUUCUGCUGUAUCUGAAAGGGACUCUCCCUUCUGCUUUGGGGAGACUCCUUGAGUUACUCGCUUCCAGUGUACAUAAAGGACAUGGAUCCUUUCUUUUUGGCCAUCUGCUCCCCCCAGCAGAGUCCUCUGGAUUCCUGUGGGAGCUUAGAGGAGCCCCAUGUCUGUUUUCUCGACUUUCGUACGACGGUUAGGGACUCAUGCCAUGCCCACUGUACUUCAAGCAGAGGAGGAAUGGAUGGGACACUCUCCAGAGACCAUCUGCAAAGCUGUUUAGUUGGCUGUGGAAACAUACUUUCUCCCACCCGACCCCAGGCCAGCUAGCAGGGGCUGAGCAAGCUGUCUCCUGUGCUUCCUGCUCUUUCCAUCCCAGGGAGUAUGUGACCACAAAUUAAACCCAAGGUUUAGCAAAGCAACGCAGAGAGCCAGACACUAUGUUACUUAACAGUGCGCAUGCUAGGUACCCAGAGCAAAACUCCUGUGAAGUGCUGGCAUUCCAGUGGAACGUCUGCACAUAGACCUUCACCUGCCUGUGUAGUGAAGGGGCAAGCUGUAGCUGCAGACCCAGCAGGGGGAGUUUACACACACAGUUUUUGUAGGUUGCACCACAAAAAUAGUGACUUCUGCACACACACACAAAAAUCUAGGGUGGCUCUUGCUGACUGUUUUCCUAAAAGCAGCCUCGACCCAUUUUAAUAGCACACAGUGUUUGAGGAACACAGCUGAUUUUGGACUGGAGAUCAUUAAAUAUGCACUGCAAAUAAAAAACAAAAAGCUACCCUGCCCUCCUCAUUUAUGCUGUAUAAAAAGAGCCUCUUGACAUAAUAUUUUUUAAAUUGCUGGUUGCUUGUAUUGAAGAAAUAUGAGGUUCUCACUUUUCUCUUUGUGCUGGCAGACUUGAAUAAUGAUGUCACACAAGGUUCUUAUCUGACAACAGCCCUCCCUGCCCCCAGCUAAAAGGGUGGUAGGGAGACGUGUGUUCUUAAACUCUGCAACCCUUCAGGUCUCACUGGCCUCAGAGAAAGUAAGGACCUAAUGCAUAUGUAAAAACAAGAAAAAAAGAAAAACAAUUUAAAACCAAAAUUGAGGCCUGUUUUACAUCAUAAACAACUGUAAAGGGCACAAUUUGUAUUUGCAGUUCAGUUAAAUUUUAAGAAAAUCCAUCAUAUAAGCACUAGUUUUUAAUUAAAAAUAUUUAUUUUUUAGAACGAAAUGUAGAGACUCUUGUCACAUGAAACCAUCUGGGUGCAUGUUUUCAAACUGCCUUCUUCUGCAACUGCUUCUGAGCAAGGUGUUCUACAGAGCCGUCCCUUGGGUAGGACGAAUCGGGGUGACCACUUUGAGGGGCCCCGCGAGCUGCUGCGAUUGGCCAACACGGUCAGUCGUGAAAGAGAUUAAUCCAUCACUUCUGCCCUGGGCCCCGCUCCCCCCCAGGGACGGUCCUGGUGUUCUAACUCUUUGAGCUAGUAGAGAUGGAUAACAACAAAACUGGCAAUGUGCACUCAGUGAUACGUUCUGCCUUGAAUGUGAGGGAGGCCAAAGGCCUUCAGCCUCGGAGAAAUAUGCAUCUAUUAGUACAAGUGUGUGCCCCCAUAGAUGGUGCUAACCAGACCAUGGGCUGGCUCAGCAGUGGGGUGAAAGCUGAGUUUGGAACCUAAGCUCCAUGUCUAUUCCUAAACUGACUGAGACUGGGAACAUACAGGAGGCAGGGUAUUCAGUCCCUGGGGAGGAAGGAGUCCUAGGCUUCAGACUGCUCGGAUGUUGAUGGAGGACAAUCCAAUCCUUGGCUAGAGGAACAGGUUCAACCUAAUUUGAAGCCCUAACCCUUGCUGGGGAGAGGAAAGAAUAAAAGAGGAAACGGGGGUGAGGGAGAGUCCCCAACCAAAAGAAUUGUUUUUUAUUAUUUGGGGCAAUACAAAUAAUUUUAAAACCGAUUUCCAAACAAAAAUCUCAUCUCAUGGGAAUGAGAAUAUCUUUUAACAUGGAUUCCUUUUUAGUAAUUCACCGAUGACUGUAAAAGCCACCAGGGUUGUGUCCCGAGCAGCAACCCAAGCUGCUGCCCCUGUGAUAGGUGGCCUGAAGCUGCUCUUUGAAAAGAAACUCACAUUUCAGAUGAAAAAUGGAUUUUAGGAAUUGUAAGAGGGGUAGGGGCUGAUUUGAAAAGCAAACUGCAUUGACUAGUUAUAAUCCCUUAGGGUGUCUCUCUGCCGCAGGGGGGGGAGAGAGCCUCCCAGCCUGGGUAGGCAGACACAGACUAGCUCUGCGUGAGCUAGCAUGCUAAAAAUAGCACCGCAGACAUUGCAGCACAGGCUAGCCACCCAAGUACAAGCCUGUCCGAGCCCAGUGGCUAGCCCCUGCUGCCACCCUUGCUAUAAUGUCCACAUUGCUAUUUUUAGCAUGGUAGCUUGAGCCAAGCUGGUGUGUGUCUCUACCUGAGCUGGGAGGCACCUUCCGAGCUGCAGUGUGAACAUAACCUUAGUGCCUGAUCCUGCAAACAACAUACUACUAGGCAUAGCACUGACCACUGUGAGGAGUCCCUUCAGGGGGAUGACACGUUGUAGUAAGUACUAUUCUUGAUAAGUAUUUGCAGCAUUAGGCACUUAGCUAAAUAGAUAUUACAAAAUGUUUCAAACCAGCUUCUAGAAUCCCUGUCACUUGUUCAGUUUCUCCAACACAUGGGGAUUAUCUUUCUUAGUAGCACCUGCCCCUUUGACGCUGCGUCUCCGCUGGGAUCUCGUGAUGACUCAGAAUUGGGAAGUCCUAGAAUAUGAUAACAAAAAUACAUAUCUGUAUAAGACUUACCUUAGAACUUUGAAGCUUUCCUGUACUUUCCGAUGGCAGUGCUGAUCUCUUCAGCCCUACGUUAAUUCAUCCUGGCUUCUUGGUUGGUAAUUAAUUGUUUUUCAGUUCUAUUCAAGAUAUUUAACAUUUAUUUUUGACUCAUUUACUCUUCUUCCCACUAAACUUAGGAUCUUUCUUCUCAUACCUUAGUCUUCCGAGAACAGCUCCCACCUGAAGCAACGUGAUUUCAGAGUUGCACGUCAGGAAUGUGAUCUCUGUUGGGAGCACAGUAAACAGUGUACAGCCCUGUUUGCUGUGGGCGGUUGCAUGCAACGAGCUCCACAACUUUUAAUUUCCAUUCUCUGAAAGUGAGCAUUAAAAAUAGACUUUGAUGGCAGUAUGCUUAGUUCCUGUGGUCAGUAACAAAUGCUCCCUCCCACCCCAUCCUCAUCCAAUAAUCCAGCCCUUCCCAGACAGAGUCUAAACUACAACAAUGCAGGAAUAAAUAGGGCCCUAAUGUUUCACUAAGGAAAAACUCCUAAUAUCCUUUUCCUUUAAUAAUUUUGUUGCUUGUUCAUGACUAUUGGUUUGAGAAAAGUUGCUAUGGUUAAGUAAUCCUGAUUUUAUAUGCAUGGCUGAUGCAUUGUGCCCUGAUUCCUUUGACUGGUCUUAUAAAAUGAAAUUAAAUAAUCCCCAUCUUUGAGAAAUGGCUCCUUCUGCUACAGGUCUCUCUGCAUCAGAGAUGUUCCCCCAAUCACUAGAAAGGUUAAACAUUCAUGAACUGCCCAUGCAAUAACCACUCUGAAUCUUGCCCGCCACUUCCCUUUGUGAGUGUCUGAAAUCUCAGAGGUAGAACAGCAAGAGAGCUAAAUACUGGCUUCAUAUUUCCUAAUGCACUUUGUGGACUGAGCUGAAGAACAGCUGGGGCCGGCUCCUGGAGUGGCAGUGUGUGCUGCCUGGAGUUAAGUUCCCCUGUGCCUGGCAUGGGAUUCCACUGAAGUACUGGACAGAGUCAGACUCCCCUGUACCUAGAGUGGGAACAGACACCUCCACUCUGAGGGGCAAACUAAGAUGAGGCCAGCGCUUGUGCUCAGGGCUGGGAUCAGGUUGAGAAGAGGCAUCAUCCUUUCAGAGGGGCAACUCGGGAGCCUGUCCUUGUGCACUUGUGAAUCGUGAGAGUCAAUGCAACUUGGUGAGGCCCAAACCCACUCAAGAGCUGUGCUUCCCUACCUAUACCAUGUCUGCUCUGGAGAUCAUUCCUCCAGAGAAAAACCGUGCAAAGGGAAGGACAUGAAUAUCUUUCAGCUCUAACUUCCAAAUACAAUUUUGUGUUUUUAACUUAACCAAAACUCCAUUUGUCCAAUUGGGGCUGGAGAGUGGCUCCUCUUCUUGCAAACUCCAUUGCUAAACAUAUCAGGAUAGGAUUAUAGAGCAACAGCAGGUUUUAAAACUGUCACAUGAAUCUGUUUUUCCCCCCCUCUGUCUCCGCAUUUCCUGUAAAUAUUUGUUUGUGUGUUGGCUGUACAAACACCAAUGGAUCCUUGGUUUACCCUGGUGGUCAAAAAAUGAGUUUUGCAGUGUCCAGGCCUCCAUCAGAACACAGUGCUUGCACAGAGCUAGUUAGCAUGUUUGUCUGCACUUCGUGAUGGUUUUUAAUAUUUUUAUACAUCCUAAUCAAGAACAUUUUAGAUCAUUUGAAAGGUCUAGAUUGCAUGAUCUGGAGCAGCCGUUGGUUCCAUUUUUUAACAGUUGAUCCUAAAACAUUCACCACCACCUCCUUUGGGUAAAACUUUUAAAAUGAAAUUUUGAUUAACUGUUUACAUCGGAUGCUGAUGGAUAAGAAGCAUUGCAUAAUUUAAUCUCAUAUGUAAAAAUGUGAAAAGCCACAACAUGGCUCUCAGGAGUUGGAAUUGUUACCAUCUGCAAUAAAAAGAAGUCUCUAAGUAUACCAUGAAACAGCCUGUAUAUAAUUCAUGGGAGAGAUCACUUCCUCCUUGACUGAUGCACGAUAACAGAGAUUAGAUGCUUUCUGAAUGUUCCUGCUUUUGGAGAUGCUUAGAACGGUGCUAUAUAGGCAGUGGAAUUGAACAGACAAGGAUGUCAUGAAAGGUGUAGAUGUGAAGAGGAAAAUGCCUUGCUCUGAUGGCUCUGCAGUAAUUUAAAUAAUCUCGUGUGUGUGUGUGUGUGUGUGUGUGUGUGUGUGUGUGUGUGUGUGUGG